GAACGGGAGGUGGAGAGGAAAUUGGGGUCAAUGCGGGUAAAAAAUACUCCGUCAAUGUUCCACUCAAAGACGGCAUAGACGACAGGCAGUACCAAGAUAUCUUCAGGCCCGUUAUCCAGUCCAUUAUGGACACGUUCAAACCAUCAGCAGUUGUGCUACAGUGCGGAGCUGACUCGUUAGGUUCUGAUCGCUUGGGUGUAUUUGAUCUGAGCAUCAAGGGACACGGCGCUUGCGUCGACUUUGUCAAGGUGUGCGAGAGUAUGGUGUUUAGCACGAGAAAAAUUGUAUGUAUAUCUACGUGA
Molecule: messenger RNA, 302 nt
Organism: Sphaeroforma arctica JP610
Lineage: Eukaryota; Ichthyosporea; Ichthyophonida
Exons: 2
Molecular function (GO): histone deacetylase activity
Source: RefSeq, a predicted model, not a curated record